Molecule: messenger RNA, 456 nt
Organism: Saprolegnia parasitica CBS 223.65
Lineage: Eukaryota; Oomycota; Saprolegniomycetes; Saprolegniales; Saprolegniaceae
Exons: 1
Coding region: 1-456 (151 amino acids)
Molecular function (GO): DNA binding
Source: RefSeq, a predicted model, not a curated record
AUGAUGUACUUCUUCCCGCUCAAGGCUGUACCGGCACGCAAGCCCAGGACCUCCAAGCUAACGACGACGACGGCCACGGGUGCGUGGUCGCCGGCCGAACACAAGCGCUUCCUCGUCGCCUUGGAGAAGUACCCGAGUGGCCCGUGGAAGACGAUCGCAGCGCACGUUGGCACGCGCACCCCGCGCCAGGCGCAGACACAUGCACAAAAGUACCGCGAGAAGCUCGUGCGCAAGCUGCGGUGCCCGUCCAACGACGGCAACGGCUGCAUGAUGCGCCUCGUCAAGGACGAGAUGGCAAGUCUGCCCGACGACGAUCCCAUGGAACUGGAGGCGCUCACGCCCCUCAAGCUCGAAGCGAGUGCCGACUUGCGGCCGUUGGCUAGUGGCACGGACGACACGCCGUCGCUGACGUUUGAAGACUGCCUCGACUUUUUUAUCCGCGAAAUGGACGCAUGA